Penaeus chinensis is the source of this 1161-nucleotide messenger RNA. RefSeq names its product putative proline-rich protein 21. The record is from RefSeq and is a predicted model, not a curated record. The transcript is spliced from 7 exons. Bases 1 to 1161 code for a protein of 386 amino acids. NCBI's taxonomy places the organism in Eukaryota, Metazoa, Arthropoda, Malacostraca, Decapoda, Penaeidae.
AUGUCCCCUCUCAAUAGUCACCAGUCCCCGUUUACCAGUAACCAGCCCCGUUCACUAGUCACCAGUCUCAGUUCACCAGUCACCACUCUGUUCAUCGAUCAUUAUCGUUACCUAUUCACCAGUAACCAGUUCUCGUUCUACAGUCACUACUCUCAGAAGUUCCCAUUUACUAGUCACUACUCCCCAUUCACCAGUCACUGUUUAGCAGUUACCAGUCACUACUUUUUGUUCACUAAUGACCAAUCCCUGUUCAAUAAUUACCACUUCCCAUUUAACAGUCACCAGUCCCCAUUCACCAGUUUCCAGUCCCCAUUCAACAGUUACCAGACCUCGUUCACCAAUAACAAGUCACUACUCUCCAUUCACCAGUCACCAGUCCACCUUUCACCAGUCCUCUUUCACUGGUCACCUAGUCCCAGUUCACUAGUUCCUAGUUCCCGUUCACCAUCACCAGUCAGUACCCCUACACCAAGCCAUUCAAAGGUCACCAGUAACCGGUCACCAUUCACUAGUCACCAGUCUCAGACACCAGCCCUCUUCACCUGUCACUACUACACACCAGUUCCCCUCUACAGUCACAAGUCCCUGUUCACCAGUCACUAUUUCCCAUUCAUCAGCCACCAGUCCCUGUUUACGAUCACAACUCCACGUUUAACAGUCACCAGUCCCUAUUCACCAGUCACCAGACCCUGUUCUCCACUUAACAUUUCCCAUUCUCACAAGUCCACAUUCAACAGUUACCAGUCACUAGUCCCAGUUCACCAGCUACCAGUCCUUAUUAACCAGUCACCAGUCCCAGUUCACCAGUUACUAAUUCCCAUUCACCAGUUACCAUUCCCAGUUCAUCAGUCCCCAUUCAUCAGUUACCAGUCCUCGUUCUCCUGUCAACAGUCCACGUUCUACAGUCACAAGUCCUCAUCCACUAGUCCCUGUUCACCAAGUCCCCAGUCCCCGUUCACAAAACACUACUACCCGUUCACCAGUCACCUGUCUCAAUUCACUAGUCAUCAUUCCCUUUUCACCAGUCACAAGUCCCUAUUCACCAGUCACUUGUUCACCAGUCUCCCCAUUCACCAGUCACCAUUCCUUGUUCAGCAGUCAAUGGCCCCCAAUCUCCGGCUACUUGUCCCUGUUCAACAGUUACCAGUCUCCAUACACUAG